CGCAUAAUUACUGAAUUUUUUCAGACCAUUUUUUAACAUAAGAACCUAAUCCUCGCUAUUUUCGAAUCUACUGAAUCGAUUGAAUAGAGUAGAACAAUAGAGCGGCGUGUUCGAUAAAGUCAUUUCUUGCCUUACCUUACUGAUCGUGAUCGAAUCAAUCAGCUGUUUUCGUCCGUGAAUUGCGGCACCAGAAAAAGUGUAGUUGACAGAGAGAAGAUCCAUCCGUGAAUUGCGGAUUAUUGAUGAUAAAUAAUUUAUAUAAAAAAAUAUAAGGUAUGAAAACCGCAUCUCAUCAACGAUUAGUGAUGGUUGGCGAUCGUGACGGAUUAAAAGAAUUACUGCGUCGAAGACUCGUUGAGUGUGGAUGGCGGGACCAAGUGAAGAUUAUCUGCAAGGAAUUAGUUAAAGAACAUGGACCCGACGUUAAUUAUGACACAUUGCUCGCAAUGGCUACAAGCAGAGCGAGAAGUCUUGUUCCAGACUCCGUGAAAAAAGAACUAUUACAAAAAAUCAAAAGUCAAUUGCUUGCACAAGAAGAGAAAUUGAAAAUGGGAUGAAUCUCUUACGGAAAUAAAAUAGGAUUAUUCAUAAACGUCACUUCAUCAUCGCUUAAUGUUGAAAUUUAUCGCAACUCAUUAGCUUCUCUAGCUAAUGAAAAUAAUGAGAAUUCAUACGUUCCAUCAACAAUUUACUAUCUUAUUUUGUACCAACAGAAUAAAUUCAUAUUAUUUGUA
Molecule: messenger RNA, 734 nt
Organism: Venturia canescens
Lineage: Eukaryota; Metazoa; Arthropoda; Insecta; Hymenoptera; Ichneumonidae
Gene: e(y)2
Product: enhancer of yellow 2
Exons: 2
Coding region: 276-557 (93 amino acids)
Biological process (GO): regulation of transcription by RNA polymerase II; positive regulation of DNA-templated transcription; poly(A)+ mRNA export from nucleus
Cellular component (GO): DUBm complex; SAGA complex; nuclear pore
Molecular function (GO): chromatin binding; transcription coactivator activity
Source: RefSeq, a predicted model, not a curated record